CUUCUUUUUGCAAUAGUAGAAGCAUGAAUUGUGUUGCUGUAGUUAUUGUAUAAUUUCUCUCGAAUCUCAAACUACUCCAUAAGCUGUCUGCUAUAUAAUUAGGGCUUCAAAGUCUUCAUGAACAUCUCUGAUCUAGGAAGCUCUGCCUAAGUCUGGCUGGAUUUAUUAGACCUGUAGCUUCUUUUAUUGUCACGCGAUACUGAAUUUUUAAUUUUUAUUAGGAAAUUCUUUUUAUUUUUAUGUCAGGUUCAGAUACUAAAAUAUGGUAAUGUUGAUUGUCAAAUUUUAAUUAGCUUUAGAGCAGUCGUUACCACUUAUUAUGAUAGUGUGCUUGUAGAUUUUAAUUGAAAUUUGAUAAUCAACAUUACCGGUUUUUGUUUUCUAUAGUUGUAGACUGUUACAGCUUCUUCUACUUGAAUGUUUAUUUCUUAUUGCUACACUUGUGCGAAUAGAACUGGAAAGGAUUCCCAUGGCGAAAUGUAUGAGACAUUCGUUAUUAGGCAUUCAUGUGUUUGCCUCCUCUAAACUGUGGAUAUAUUAAACAUUGUCAUUAUCAGUAUGUAACUUAAGAAAUGAAGAAGCAAAAUCUAUUACCUAAAAAUCAAUUGCCUUUUGAAUAUUUUGUGUCAAAUUGAAGGAGAAGACAAUGGCUCUAAGGCGUAUGCUUGGAUUCUCUGAUGGAGAAUUGAUGCGAUCGGAUGCAAAACCAUGUUCGCGGCUGAUGAGGCACACUGCUGGAAUUUGUUCAGUUGGGGGAGCAUUGGGCUUUUGGACUCUCUGCCGCCUGUAUUAUGGUCCUAGAAUAACAGUUCCUCGAACUCUUAGGUGGGCUGCCUGUGGUGCUGUCUCUAUGAGCGCAUCCACAGCUUUGUUGGUUCGUCUACUCAGCCCUGAAUGUGAACCCCAAAACAUAGCUGCCUACGACCAGAAACGAUAACAUUUGUGGUGCGUUGCUUACUUCUUUUAAGAAAACUUGAUUUAGCUAGAAAAAUGAACGAGAUAUAAGAAUCUCAGUGUCGAAAGACACGAGUGUACUCUCGUUUUUAGAGGAAACGUUGUGGUGGUACGGAUAUACAUCUAUGACAGUUUAGAUACUCCACUGUGAUAUUAUAUGAUGUACCAAUGCAAUUUUGUUGAAAUUCUAUUUAGAUGGUAAAAAAAAAAUCAAUAAAGAAUGCCACUUUCUCUUGAUUGUUCAUCAAA
Messenger RNA from Salvia splendens (bonfire salvia), 1203 nucleotides. RefSeq lists its product as uncharacterized. The coding region runs from base 647 to 937 and encodes 96 amino acids. The record is from RefSeq and is a predicted model, not a curated record. The transcript is spliced from 2 exons. Lineage: Eukaryota; Viridiplantae; Streptophyta; Magnoliopsida; Lamiales; Lamiaceae.